AUGCCGGAAGCUGAGGUGGACGUCCACCUCGACCUAUGCCUCUACGAGCAGACCGAGCGGGAGGAGGUCGCCGAGGCCCAGCGACAAAGGCAGCAGCCGCCCAGACGUGGCACCGCCGCUACCGCCACCCCCGAGCGCGGUGGUGGCGAAGCGACGCGACCGCGAGCUGCGAGCGACCGACGAGAGCCGCACAGCACGCAGCACUCGCCAUCGCCUUCCGUGCUGACACCCGCAGCGGGUGCUCCCUUCGCGCCGUCCUUCCCCGCCGUGCCCACGCACCAGCCUAUGGGCUCGGCGCCGGCGUUCCCUCUUCCGCUGCAGCCUCCGCCGGCGUCGCAGCAGCUGCGACAACAGCAAUCGCCACAGUCCGUGAGCGGUGGAGGCUACAUGGGCUUCCCCACCAUUCCUCCACUUCAGCCACAACUGCCGCUCUUUCCUCAGCAUUCGCAACCACAACCGCAGCAGCAACAGCAACAGCAGAGAACAGGCCAGCAGUCGCCUGUUCAGUUUCCCGCCGGCGCGGCACCGCCGCCGAUCUCCCUCGGGCGGCUUUCCGCCGGCGGCGGGCUUCCAGGUGCACCGCCUGGAUCGACCGCCGGCCCGUCGUCUGCCGCGCGGCAGCCGCAGCCCUACCAGCCGUUCUCCGUUCCUCCGACUACUGCCCAGAACACAGCCCAGCAGCACCGCUUCCCAGCUGCGUACUUCACAUCGCAGAGCCUGCCACACGCCCAGCCGGUGCAGUUCCAACAGCAGCAGCAGCAGCAACCGGUGCAGGCGCAGUACCCGGCGCAACAGUACUACGCCGUGCCGCAGCAGCUGACGCCGCAGUACCAGGCCUUCCUCCAGCGAUACCAGAACCUGCAGCAGAACCAGAACUUCUCCCAGUACCCGCAGAUCCUCCAGAAGACGCCGUCGCAGCAGAGCCUUCUGCGACCCGGCGCCGGCUUGCUGCCACAGGAGCCGCCCACCGCCGCGGCCGUAGAGCGAGAGAAGGAGAAGGCCCAGGCCGAGCGGCGGGUGCGCGAUCAGCAACAGCAGCAGAGGCAACAGCAGAAGGAGCGCGAGCCCGAGAAGCCCAUCUACUCGGAGUACUGCGAGGGGUGGCUCUUCGUGUGUGAGCGACCGUCGGUCCGGUUCCUCAAGUCCUGGGUCGUCUUGAAAGAAGCGGGCCUUCACCUGUCUGACGGGCCCAGCUCGCGGGCCCGGUUGGUCAUUCCGCUGACGAGAGUCAAGGCCUUUCUGGUCGACGCCCAGAAGAACACCGGCAAGAAGCAUUCGUUUGGUCUGCAGCUCAAGGAUGACAAGAUCUACUACUUUGCCGCGAGAGGCGCCGAAGAUCUGUUGCCCUGGCUGCAGAGCGUGCGCAAGGAGCUCCGACGCAUGGCGGAGACAUCGCCGUCGGCGGUGAAGGAGAUUGUGCCCACGGCGCCCGCCACGCCCGCGACUGCGCCAGACACAACGAAGCCCAAGGAACGCAGCAAGCGCGAGAAGAGGGAGAAGAAGUCGACGCCCGAGAAGUCGAAGGAAGGCAAACCGAAGGACCGCAAUGGUACCUUCUCGGGACUCUUCGCCAAGCUGAGCUCCAUGGCGGCAGGCUCGGGAGACGAUAAGGUGUACAAGUUGCUGGAUGAGGAGUUCCUCAAGCAGAUGAAAGAGGACGGGGCAGCCGAAGAGGACAAGUCGCCCACACAACAGCAGCUCGAUUCCCAGAAGGUGAUCAUUUUCAGUCACAUGAACAAAGUCUUCAGCCUCUACUCCCAUCCGUUGGGCAAGCUCGUGAUAGACUUCACGGACGAGUUCCUGCGUCACAAGGACCGCAUUCUUUCCGCCAGGCCCUCGACUGCCCUUGCCAAGAUCACGCAGGAGAUUCAGACGUUCUUGGAUCGCCUGAUCAUUACUGUGGAGCACUACUACGGCGGGGAGGUGGCGCAUGUGGAACAGUUCGUGCACACCGCGCGCCUGGCCGCGGAGCACUGCGUCUUCUCGUUGCUCUACGACAUCGUCUAUCCAGUCUACACCAAGCGGUACAUUGCCGAAGACCGCAAGUUCACGCAAAAGAUGGCCGAGUUCGCCGACAUCACCACCCCCGACCUGAUCGAUAACCCCAAGUUCUGGCUACUCGACGACAAGAAGGGCGGGGAGGGUCGAUCGGGCGGCGAGCCCUACCAGAAGGCGAUCAACAUGAUGACCGCCAUCACCGAGCUGGCCACGCCCGUCGCCAAGCUCAACUGUCUGGUCGAUACCAGCCGCAUCAUCUGCGGCUGCGUGAACGAGUACUGGGCCAAACGUGAUCCCACAGGACCAGAAAUCGCCGUGUACGCGUCUCGCUCUGCUGCUGCGCAUGUCGAGAAGAAGAAGGAGUGGAGCUCGGGGAUAUCGUGUGAUGAUCUGUUGCCGAUCCUCUUGUACGUGGUGAUCAAGAGCAAACUGGAGACGGUCCACACGGAGAGUAUGUACAUGCAGGAUUUCAUCGGUGAGCGCGAGCAAAUGCAAAUCGAAGGCUAUUCGCUGGCCACCUUCCAAGCGGCCUCUGCCGCCCUGCUCUGCCUCGAGCGCGAUUCGCUGCGCAAACCCGAGGAGGCGGUGGCACCCACCACUCGGCCCACGGGCGCGUCGUCGUCGGUGCCCUCAGGACCCGCCACGCCGGCCUCGCCCACCACCCCGCCCAACUCCUCAGCCACACAGCCAUCCGCUGAUGCGUCGUCCGCGCUCCCAACCUCCCCCGAGGCCUCGGUCGCACCACCGGCGGCCGGCGGGUCGCAGUCGCGCCUCCACCGCGCGAGACGGGCGUCAUGGAUCAGCUCGGUGCUGGCCCAGCAGGCCGCCAUUCCGUUGCAGCCCGACGGCUACAGCGGCGACGCCGCAACCGCCACUGCCGCCGGCGACGGCCAAGAAGAGGAGGAAGACGACGACUGGACGUUCUUCAAGUCGGGCGCCGCCGCCGCUGCAGCGGCAUCGCCGGCGUUGAUGCGGCGGCCCAGCAGCGCGGAGGACGAGGAGUUCAUCGACUCCUUCCGACCACCGACCUCCACCUCCACCAGCAGCGCCAGCGCCACCGGGACUGGUCUGCUCAUAGACUGGGGCAGCGACAGCGACACCAAACAAGAGAAAGAAGAUGGAGAAGGAGAAGAAGCGGCGGCUGAGGAGGGAGUGGAGGAGCUGGGAAGCGACGACCCGACGACCAGCGACGGAGAGGAGCCAAAGGAGGAGGGUGCCCACCCAGCAUCACGCGAAGAAGACGAGGCAGCAACGGGCCGCUGA
Molecule: messenger RNA, 3261 nt
Organism: Acanthamoeba castellanii str. Neff
Lineage: Eukaryota; Discosea; Longamoebia; Acanthamoebidae
Product: PH domain containing protein
Exons: 15
Coding region: 1-3261 (1086 amino acids)
Biological process (GO): vesicle-mediated transport
Cellular component (GO): cytosol; endocytic vesicle
Molecular function (GO): guanyl-nucleotide exchange factor activity; small GTPase binding
Source: RefSeq, a predicted model, not a curated record